UACUUAUAUUACUUCAAUAUCCAAAUAAUAUUAUAACAUUAAGGAACAUUUAAACAUGGAUACAUUAAUAAAAGAUGUAUAUGAUGUAUUAACUAACAAAACUGAAAAUGAAUUACCUUCACAAGAUAAACUCAUUAAAUAUCAGAAUACAUACAGAUUGGAAUCGAAAAAUCCAUUCAAUGAAAACAAAGCUUUAACCGUUAUAAAAAAUGAAACAAUGAAACAUUUGAAUAAUGAAACUAGAUAUAAUCCAGAUGACGCAACAAGAAUCGCUGCAAAUAUGUCACUUAGUAUAAGAGAUGGUAUUUAUGACUUAGAUUUUGAAAGGUACAAAAUUGUCUGCAUAGUUGAAAUUGGAGAGAAAAAAGAUCAAGGAAUAAUGUCUAUCGCUAGAUUGCUACGAGACUUCAAUAAAGAUAAAUAUGUUUAUAGCAAUUUUGAAAAUCAUCAUUUGUUUGCAACUAUUAUAGUAGGGGCAUUUUAUUAUGAAUAAAUUCAGUAAAAUUUUACAACGCUUAAAAACUUAAUAAGUAACAAUCUAAAACCAAAAUUGUUCACAUUUUCAAAAUCUUUUAAGAAAAAAAGAAAUAUUUAAUCCAAAAACUUUUUGAAAAAUACUUAUUUAUUAAAAAUUAUUAAUUAAUAUUUAAUUACCUGGCAU
Molecule: messenger RNA, 661 nt
Organism: Rhopalosiphum padi (bird cherry-oat aphid)
Lineage: Eukaryota; Metazoa; Arthropoda; Insecta; Hemiptera; Aphididae
Product: dynein light chain Tctex-type protein 2B-like
Exons: 2
Coding region: 56-493 (145 amino acids)
Biological process (GO): microtubule-based movement
Cellular component (GO): cytoplasmic dynein complex; cytoplasm
Molecular function (GO): dynein intermediate chain binding
Source: RefSeq, a predicted model, not a curated record